CUCCCUCCUUGCCAGAAGCGUUGCCCGCUGGCGAGCCGAGCCGCUCCAGUGGGGAUCUGCCUGCCCUGGGGGCGCCGCCCGCGUUCCCCGCCGAGCCCUCGCUCCCGGGCCGCUCCAGUCCCAGGCUGUGCCGGCUCCUGCGCCUCCCCGAGUCGCAGAUGCUGCGGGCGUCUCCGGGAGAAGAUCCGGGCUGCGCGCUCGCUCGAUGGAGACAGGAAGAUGCAGAAACUAGUGACACACCUGGCAACUGAGCUAGAGGAGAACCCAGGUUGGAGGUAGAGUAGUUCCGAGCCAACUGACGCAGCCGGGAAUUUAGCAUUGCAAAGCCACUAGCAAGGAAGGAAAGCAUCUGCCCCACCCUCCCCCACCGCGCGCCCUCGAUCCUCUUCCCGCCCCCUCCCCCGUGACGUCACCCUAGCCCUGUCCCUGGGAGCCUGCAAAGCCUCUCAAAUUCAAACUGCUAGACGCACUGCUGCCGCCGCCACCGGAUUGGAAACGCGCGCCCAGGCUCCGCCGUCGCCGCCGCCCGCCGACCGGGCCGGCCCGCUCCCCGACCUCCCUACGCAUUCGCACCCCAGCCCCUGGCGGCACAGCUGCCCUCCGCUCCAACUUUCCUCUUCCUCUCCUGCCUUCUGCUGGAUUUUUAAUUUCUGCUCACCCCCCCCCCCCCCACCACCACCACCAAAUUAAAGCAACCAACAAAAAGCAGGGCAUCCCCCCUGGAAGCGGCGUCUUCUUUUACCUUGCUCUCCCUCUCUUCCUGAAGAUGCUAAACUCCUGGUGGACUGCAGAGGAGGGGGGUCCCGUCUUCUCCUGAUGUCCAUUUCUGCUGGGAACCCAAGACGGGCAAGCCGCCCGAGAUCUCUUCGAGAUACCCCAGGGGAGAAGGAGAUGGGCUGGAUUUAGUAGGACAACUCGGUUACUAAAUGACUCCGGGGCUGGCUGCGACCUGCCGGGAAAUCAGGUUUGCCUGUAGGUACCUGAGCUGACACCAAGGUGCCUAAAGAUGCUGAGCGGCGUUUGGUUCCUCAGUGUGUUAACCGUGGCCGGGAUCUUACAGACGGAGAGUCGCAAAACUGCCAAAGACAUUUGCAAGAUCCGCUGCCUGUGUGAGGAGAAGGAAAACGUACUGAAUAUUAACUGUGAAAACAAAGGAUUUACAACUGUUAGCCUACUCCAGCCCCCCCAGUAUCGAAUCUAUCAGCUUUUUCUCAAUGGAAACCUCUUGACAAGACUAUACCCAAACGAAUUCGUCAAUUACUCUAACGCGGUGACACUUCACCUAGGUAACAACGGGCUCGCGGAGAUCCGAACAGGGGCAUUCAGUGGCCUGAAAACCCUCAAGAGACUGCACCUCAACAACAACAAGCUCGAGGUGUUGAGAGAGGACACCUUCCUGGGCCUGGAGAGCCUGGAAUACCUCCAGGCUGACUACAAUUACAUCAGUGCCAUCGAGGCAGGGGCAUUCAGCAAACUUAAUAAGCUCAAAGUGCUCAUCCUGAAUGACAACCUCCUGCUGUCGCUGCCCAGCAAUGUGUUCCGCUUCGUCCUGCUGACCCAUUUAGACCUGAGGGGGAAUAGGCUAAAAGUAAUGCCUUUCGCUGGUGUCCUUGAACAUAUCGGAGGGAUCAUGGAGAUUCAGCUGGAGGAAAACCCAUGGAAUUGCACUUGCGACUUACUUCCUCUCAAGGCUUGGCUGGACACCAUAACUGUUUUUGUGGGAGAGAUUGUCUGUGAAACUCCCUUUAGGUUACAUGGGAAAGAUGUGACACAACUGACCAGGCAAGACCUCUGUCCCAGAAAAAGUGCCAGUGACUCCAGUCAAAGGGGCAGCCAUGCUGACACACACAUCCAAAGGCUGUCACCUACAGUGAAUCCUGCUCUCAACCCAACCAGGGCUCCAAAAGCCAGCCGGCCACCCAAAAUGAGAAAUCGUCCAACUCCCCGAGUGACUGUGUCAAAGGACAGGCAGAGCUUUGGACCAAUCAUGGUGUACCAAACCAAGUCCCCUGUGCCCCUCACCUGUCCCAGUAGCUGCGUCUGUACCUCUCAGAGCUCAGACAAUGGUCUAAAUGUAAACUGCCAAGAAAGGAAGUUCACUAAUAUCUCUGACCUGCAGCCCAAACCUACCAGUCCAAAGAAACUCUACCUAACAGGGAACUAUCUUCAAACUGUCUAUAAGAAUGACCUCUUAGAAUACAGUUCUUUGGAUCUGUUGCAUUUAGGAAAUAACAGGAUUGCAGUCAUUCAGGAAGGUGCCUUCUCAAAUCUGACCAGUUUACGCAGACUGUAUCUGAAUGGCAAUUACCUUGAAGUGCUGUAUCCUUCUAUGUUUGAUGGACUGCAGAGCUUGCAAUAUCUCUAUUUAGAGUAUAAUGUCAUUAAGGAAAUUAAGCCGCUGACCUUUGAUGCUUUGAUUAACCUACAGCUACUCUUUCUGAAUAACAAUCUACUGCGGUCCUUACCUGAUAAUAUAUUUGGGGGCACAGCCCUCACCAGGCUGAAUCUGAGAAACAACCAUUUUUCUCAUUUGCCUGUGAAAGGGGUCCUGGAUCAGCUCCCGGCUUUUAUCCAGAUAGAUCUGCAAGAGAACCCAUGGGACUGCACCUGUGAUAUCAUGGGACUAAAGGACUGGACAGAACAUGCCAAUUCCCCUGUCAUCAUCAAUGAGGUGACCUGUGAAUCUCCCGCUAAGCAUGCAGGGGAGAUACUGAAGUUUCUGGGGAGGGAAGCUAUUUGUCCAGAUAGUCCAAACUUGUCAGAUGGAACCAUCUUGUCAAUGAAUCACAACACAGACACACCUCGGUCGCUUAGUGUGUCUCCCAGUUCCUAUCCUGAGCUACAUACUGAAGUUCCACUUUCUGUCUUAAUUUUAGGACUGCUUGUUGUUUUCAUCUUAUCAGUCUGUUUUGGGGCCGGUUUAUUCGUCUUUGUCCUGAAACGCCGAAAGGGAGUGCCAAGUGUUCCCAGAAAUGCCAACAACUUAGACGUAAGUUCCUUUCAAUUACAGUAUGGGUCCUACAACACCGAGACUCAUGAUAAAACAGAUGGUCACGUCUAUAAUUAUAUCCCCCCACCUGUGGGUCAGAUGUGCCAAAAUCCCAUCUACAUGCAAAAGGAGGGAGACCCAGUAGCCUAUUACCGAAACCUGCAAGAGUUCAGCUAUGGCAACCUGGAGGAGAAAAAAGAAGAGCCAGCCACACUUCCUUACACAAUAAGUGCCACUGAGCUGCUAGAAAAGCAGGCCACUCCAAGAGAGCCCGAGCUGCUGUAUCAAAAUAUUGCUGAGCGAGCCAAGGAACUCCCCAGUGCAGGCCUAGUUCACUAUAACUUUUGUACCUUACCUAAAAGGCAGUUCGCCCCUUCAUAUGAAUCUCGACGCCAAAAUCAAGACAGAAUCAAUAAAACCGUUUUAUAUGGAACUCCCAGGAAAUGCUUUGUGGGGCAGUCAAAGCCCGACCACCCUUUACUGCAAGCUAAGCCGCAAUCAGAACCAGACUACCUCGAAGUUCUGGAAAAACAAACUGCAAUCAGUCAGCUGUGAAGGGAAAUCAUUUACAACCCCAUGGCAUCAAAGGAUGCUGCUCCAAACUGUUGGAAGCAUGGCAUUCACUUUUGUGUUUGUUCUCUCUUUCCCAGCAUUAAUGGGGGACUUUGAAAAUGUUUGGGAGAUGGGAUGAAGCAAUGAUAUUGCUUUUGCAAGUUUUCCUUUAAAUUAUUUCUCUCUCGUUCUCCUCCCCUCCUUUUUUUUUCCUUUUCUUCUUAGGAACCAUCAGCGAACAUGAAUGUUUCAACAGUGCAUUUCUUCAUAUAUUUUGCUUAUGUUUUUGUUUCUUUUGUUUCUUCUUUUUUCCAGUGUGGGAGUGGAAAGAGGAGAUUAUAGUGAAUGAAGAAACAAUAGGCAAACUGUUCAAAUGAAAAUGGAUAUUUAGUGUAUUUUGUAGAAGAUCUCCAAAGAUCUUUUGGGACUAUAACUUCUUUUGUAAAUAAUGAUAUAUGGUAUUUCCGUCUUCAGUUGCCAAGUAUAGCCACUGGGCAUCAAUUCUUUGUGUUAAAGUGCCUUCGCACUUUAAGUACAUCACUUAAAUGUUGCUUUUAGCUUUGAUAAAUUGAACAUAUUUUAAUGUGUUGUAUUUUUGAAAUUGAAAACACUGUAAAAUAGAUCAAUGUGUCAGCUAUAUUAAGUCAACUUACAGUGUGCUUGAGUUAUAGAAACCAGCCUGUCAUCAAAUGAUUCUAGUUCUAGGACUUUGUAGACGUAACUGUAAAAUAUUUUCUUUCCUCUGGGUUUGUUUUGAGUGAUUUUAUUUAAGUCAACUAAGGGGAUUUAACAGUGGACUAGAGGUAAUAAGCCGCCUCAGUUGGGAUUAAUAAUUCAUUAAUAAAAUAUAUUUAACCCCAAAUCAGAGUGAAUUGAACAAUUAAUACCCUUCCGUAAAUCAUUAUUUUCCACUAACAUGGUCAGUGUUUUAGAUUAUUUUCCUAAUUAAGAGUACAUUACACAAGUUGUAAUAUAUUUUUUCUGCAUUAAAUUAGAUAUUUUUAUAUAUUUAAAUGAAAGAGCCUGUAUUUCUAACUUUUUAAUUGAAAUUAAUAUUUUUUCUGCCUAUUGAAACAUUUUCUAUAAACAUACACCAGUAGAGGCCGCCACACACCUCAUUUAACAAAGACAUAUGAGCCAUGAAAUACCUUGAAGAAAGACUUCAAAGGUGAGAUUAAAACUUCCCAAGUAAGUUCUCUGCAAAUUCAAGGCAGCAGAGAGAAAAAUGUAUACGUUACUUUCUAUUUCUUUUAGGAUCAAAGGUUAGACUAAGAAGCUUUCUAAAUUUUCACAUUUUCGGACAAAGAAACAUUUUCCUUUUGAGUUUAAUUGAAGCGUUAACGGUGUGCUGUCAAAUCAUAUACUAUUUGCAUUUCCAAGCUGAUUAAUUUACCUAAACCAAGACAAUGAGCAUCUUUUUUCCUUCUGUCUUUUUUAGGCAUGUGUUACUUGAAUAUUUUCUUGUCAGCUUGCGCAAGACUUUAAUUUUGGUCUUCGCAUUAAAGUGGUUUUAACUAACCAAGUUUAUAUAACAUUUAUGAAGCCUUAUUAGCCUGUAAAUAAUUUUUAGAUGCAGAUAUUAUUGUGUGAUUUAAACAAACAGCCCUUCUUUACAACAAAAAAUAGUUUUGUUUUGUCUAUUGUAAAUCCUUAUGCAACUGGAAUGGUGAUCUGCAUAUAAAGUAGUCCAGCUUUUCAAUUCCUUAUUAAAGCAAGUGAUGGCGUCUGAAAGAAGCACACUGUUUCCUUUUCAUAAAUAGGUUACUGCACAUAAUAAUCCUUUAUUAUCAUGUGGAGAUUGAAGUGGAUCCUGAUAACUUACUUUUAAAGCUUUAAAAUGACUAAUAGUGUAUUGUCUGUCAUUAUAACCAAUUCAUGUGAUAGACUUUCAAUUAGAAAUUACUUACAUCCAAAUUAUUUGGGUUAAUAAAUAAUAGUGGGAAAUGGUUAUUUUUUUUUUAAAAGAAAACAAAAGAAGGUAAUUGUGUAUAUAAAAAUGUAAAAGGCAUUCAGGAAAAAAAUGUCCCUUUAACAAUCUAAAAAUCUCAGAAUAUCUACAUUGCAAGCUAACAACAUGUUUACUCUUUGGUUAGAGAUCAUAAUUCCUAUUUAUGAUUCUUUGAUCCUUUAGAUCAAAGUUGCAAUGGUAGGCUGAAAUGAUCUACAGGAAACUUAAUGUAUAGAGAUUUUAUACUUCACACAAGAUGAGAUAGACUAUUAUGCUUGCUGAACUUGGAGGUGGCUCCUGGAAACCACUUUGUCUUUGAGUGAAGUAUUUAUGCAUAAAAUAGUUUCAAAAAUCCUCUUCUGGAUGUUCUUAUUUGGUGCAAUGAUAAAUACAGAAUACAGAGGUAGGUAUUUUGGGAAGUGAUUAUGAAGGCAAAUUAGCAUAUAUAUUCUGUUGAACAGUUUUUGGGCUUAAACUACACGGCUAGAGCUAUUGAUGUUGUGAUUACACUUUGGUGUUUGUUCUUAUUCUCCUGAAAGUAAAGUCACUCCUGUAAAAUGCUAUUGUCCAUAAAAAAAAAUAAUUCAUUAAGCUUACAAAAGAUAUCUUGAUAUUCAUUUAGUUACAUGAUUUUAAACAGGCCUCUUGGAAGAACUCAAAUUCAUGAACUCUUUUGCCUAAUAGUUACAGUUUAAUUCCAUAUUCUCAUGCUUUCUAGAUUUGUACUUUAUUUGCAUUCGAUUUUGAGAUGAAAUCAUUUGAAUGUGGCCUAGACUAUUUUAUUUAAAAGCCUAAUACACCAUAUACUUUUAAGCUUUAUUUUCUAAUGCAAUCAUAAACACGUUACGUUUUAUUAACUUACUAACAUCUUCACUAACUAUAUUCUGUUUUGCUUUUUCUGCUCAAGCAUUUUCAAACAUAUUUUAUUUUAGGAUUUUUUAUUUUUAUCUCCCACAGCUGGAUUUUGCUAUUUCACUUUUAUUUCACAUACAGCUUGUAAGGGGUGUGAGCAUCAGCACAGCGAAAUGACUCCAACCUACAGAAUGCGGUCUCCCAGGGCCCUGCCUGGAACAGAUCUGUAUGUCUGGCCCUACAAAUGGCAAAUGGUAAUUCCCUUAUAUUAUAGCUCUUAAUUAGUUCAUUUCACCGUUUCUGAAUAUACCUGUGGUUAAAUUUGUAUUGAAACACUCAAAAGUACCACUCCUCAGUCUGGACACAAUAGGUUCUGGACUUUGGUCAACCUGUGUGCCUUGUUAGUCCUCUCCAGUAAUUGGUGAGUAAGGAAAUGACCCUUCAAUUUCCUCUUCUUUGUCCUCUGACCUCUAAGGUGACUUAAUUUUUCUAAAUGUUUCCAAGUCUUCAAGGGCUCGAUAUUUUAUGAAUUUUGCAAAAAGUGUGUAAGGAGUGAGAGAGAGGUUCUGUGAUUUUUCAGAUUCUGAAAAUUCAUUUUGAUUGUACCUGCUCCAGAAACAUACUGGAUUGUAUGCUAAAGUGAAGAGAGCCUUCCAGACAACCCUCCCAAUCUAUUUGUUUCUUCAUUUAUUCAUUCAAUAAAUAGUUAUUGAAUGCUUGCUUCUUAAGUGCCAAGCUCUAGACAGUGUGCCGAGGGGGGCACAGAGAUACGGUGGUCAGGAUCUCUAUCCUCCUAACCCCAUCCCUUCACCUCCAACCCUAGUCCCUACCAUCCACCCUCACCUGGUAAGGAGCUUAGUGUUAAUAAAGGAGAACCUUACCUAAAUGACAAUCACCCAAAGUAAACAGGAGAAACAGUAACGCCACACAAGAGGUUAAAUUUUUAAAGGUAAUUCUGUGCAGUAAAGUAUAAAACUGAUAUGUCAUAGUCUAGUGACAGUGUAACCACUAUUAACAUCUCUAAAAGAAGAAAUAAAAUAAAAUGAAUUUCUGCAGAACAUGGCCCAAUAUUAUGGCCUGAAGAUAGCUAUAUACUUGUGCUAUCUAAAGAUCUACUUUGUAAAGAUGACUACCAAGGCUGUAAAUACAAAACCACAAAUGUACUUACAUUUUCUGAAAUAACCAUGUUUUAGAGGCACUAUUUACUUUAUAUUUCAGUGGCUUGAAAAUAAUAUUUUGGCUUAAGUGUCUUCUACCAAGACAAUGAUGACACUUACCUUAAUCCUGAGAGAAAAUUAAAUACUGUAUAUAGAUGUACUUUGCUUCUCACAAUGGUUGUGAAAAAGUCAUGUUUAAAUUGAAGUUUUGUAAGUCAAACUGUAUUUUAUGCAUUAAGGAAGCUGCCAUUUAAAGGAAACUUGUGAAUCCUUUUAUAAAGUAUAAAACCAUUUUAUAAUACAAAUAAUCAUUCUCUAAUUUAUCUGUUUUGUAUGUUUGGAUUUUCAAUAUCGACUUUGCUUAAAACAGAGCCCACAUGUGUAAUAAGAAUGUGUUUUGCCCAGGCUGCUUGUGCUACGAGUUUGUUGGUUGCUAAGGGCUUAUAUUUGAAAGUCUGCUGCAGUUUGGUGUGCAUUGAGCUAUCGAGAGAUUCUAUGAUGGCACAGUAGCAUUCCUGAACAGUGCGAGUACAACCUAUUUCAACUCAAUUGAACACAGGACUCUUCUGCUCAGCAGUGUCUCCUCUCUCAGACGUGGCCGUGUUUUAGUAGAGGGUAGAGUGACUCCUGUAUUCAUGUUCUAUAAAGUGCUUAGAGUCACAGGUUUUAUAAUAAAUAUAUGUUAUGUAAACAUA
Messenger RNA from Carlito syrichta (Philippine tarsier), 8193 nucleotides. It is a transcript of the gene SLITRK2, whose product is annotated as SLIT and NTRK like family member 2. The transcript has 5 exons. NCBI's taxonomy places the organism in Eukaryota, Metazoa, Chordata, Mammalia, Primates, Tarsiidae. Gene Ontology annotation, cellular component: glutamatergic synapse; membrane. The record is from RefSeq and is a predicted model, not a curated record. Gene Ontology annotation, biological process: regulation of presynapse assembly; axonogenesis; positive regulation of synapse assembly. Gene Ontology annotation, molecular function: protein binding. Bases 1007 to 3544 code for a protein of 845 amino acids.